Alosa sapidissima (American shad) is the source of this 1582-nucleotide messenger RNA. Its product is annotated as immunoglobulin domain-containing protein. NCBI's taxonomy places the organism in Eukaryota, Metazoa, Chordata, Actinopteri, Clupeiformes, Clupeidae. The transcript is spliced from 5 exons. The coding region runs from base 196 to 930 and encodes 244 amino acids. Gene Ontology annotation, biological process: positive regulation of type II interferon production; positive regulation of T cell receptor signaling pathway; cytokine production. The record is from RefSeq and is a predicted model, not a curated record. Gene Ontology annotation, cellular component: external side of plasma membrane.
UGUAUGGUUCACUUCCUUUCCGCGGAGACAGCGAUCAGAGUAGAACAAGUCGUAAGAACUGAAACUAAGGCAAAGCAACAGAAAGCUCUAUUAAUGGAGUAGGCCACCGGAAUCCAACAAGUCUAUAAAAGAAGAAAAGGUGGACAGUAAACCAGAGCAGUAGAGGAGAAGCAGAGAGAAGACAAACACAUCAAAAUGGCUUAUAGAUUGACACCCAGACACUCGUUCUUCUGUGCCCUGAUGUGUCUCGUCUUCCCACACACAGGAAUAUCAAACAAGGGGAUAUUCAUUGCUCUUACAAAAGAAGAAACAGCCAUGGUCCUGAGCUGUGUCCUAUCUGGGAAUAUGAAAGUGGUUCAGACAAGCUGGGAGAAGGGCAUCAGCCCUAACAGAACAAAUGUAGGGACUUUUCACCCUGAACAUGGCUCCCAUAUCCCUGACCAGUACAAAGACCAGGUGGAGCUCUUAGAUGACAAAUCCACCCCCAACAAGACCACCUUGAGGCUGAAGAACGGGGUGAUGAAUGAGACCAAUAUCUUCUGCUGUGUGUUCAACACCUUCCCCUCAGGGACACUGGACAGCUGCAUAGACAUCAGCAAAAACAACGACACCCAAGCACUGACACAAGAGAAAUCUACAGGGGAUGACCAAAGGCUUGUGAGACAUUGGGCAUUACUGGUUGGAGGCAGCUUUCUUGCUCUCCUCAUUUUGAGCAUGUUCAUAUUCUUUUGCUGGAGGAAAAACAGAAGGGCAAACUCAUUUCAGAUACAGAGUGCAGAGCCACGGUCAGAAUCAGAGGCACAUUCUGAGAGCUUUGCCCAGCCAAACCCCUCUCAAGGAUUUGACCCAUCUAAACUGUACGCCAAAAUUAAACAGGACCUGUACUAUGGUCGGCUGUGGAAGUCCUACCAAGGGAGACCACAAACCUAGAGCCCAGGAUCCCUCCCAAGGAAGAUUUGAAGACCAUUCUCCUCCACAGACAAAGGAGGAACCUAUAAAGAAACAUUACAAAAUAUACUUCUGUGAAUGUGAAAACAGUACAAAGAUUUUCAAUGACUUAGUUGCACACUAGGAAUGCACAUGCAAACCACAUCCACGUACAUGUAUGCACAAUGUAAAUAAAUCAAUGCAAAAUGUAAAUGUGACAUAGGUCUAUUUACAUUACUCUGUAUAAUUAUGCUAUGAGAUGAACAUCGCACAAUUGCUUUAUGUAGACUGUAUCCAGUCAUUUUUAAAUAAUGUAGACAAAAUGAAGAUUGCUUUGAAUAUAAUUAAAUCGUGUUAUCGUUCAACUUUGAUAGUGGCAAUGACCAGCUACAUACUGGUGAAUAAUAUAACACAUAUUACACUUUUUACAGGUAGUUUAGGUGCUAUUUAGGCCUAUUCCUAUUUUAUGAGAUGUGUUCAAUGGACUCAGUCCAGAUGUUUUUUUUUUUUACAUAGGUCACUCUGUUGCUUCUGGAUUCCAUUUUUACUUGCAUAUGUAUCACUUAUGGCUCACUUCAACUAUGCAUUAUGUGUAGCCUACAGUCUAAUAGUGGACCUAUAUACAAUAAUAAAAAAAAAAGCUUUUGAUUUUUAA